AGAAGAAGAAGAAGAAGAAGAAGAGGAGGAGUUCGAAGAAGAAGAAGAAGAAGAAGAAGAAGAAGCAGCAGCAGCUCAACUAUUUCAUAGUUAAGCUGCUGUCCACACAGUAACACCACUUCUUUGAUAGAAAAACAGAGCUUUCCAUCUUCUGUGAUGCUCUGUCUAGAAUGAUGCUUGAGGAAUAGAUCCUCCAGGCUGCGGAGGAUCUAGGAGGAGGAAGGAGGUGCAUGUGCGUGUGUGUGUGUAAAAGCCGGAGGCGUAAGGUAGUACCGAUGGGUCCAAGGAGGAAGGCCUCUAAACUCCAGCCUGUUGGGGGCAGCGUUGGACGGGAACUGGUCCACUGUCCCUGUGAGACCAAGGACUACAUCAACGAGCUGUCCCAUGAAGUCCUCUGUCACAUAUUUAGAUACCUACCCAUGAAGGACAUCAUGUGUAUGGAGAGUCUGUCCAGAAAGCUACGAGAAGCUGUGACGUUGUACCUGCGAGUAGUAAAAGUAGUGGAUCUAUGUGCUGGUCAUUGGUGGGAAUAUAUGUCUUCAGGCUUUACAGACUGCAGCUUUCUUCUUCUCUUGAAGAAGAUACCAGAUUUGGAGCAGCUAUAUGGCCUACACCCUCGAUACCUGGAGAAGAGAAGAGUUCGAGGCUAUGAGGCUUUCAGUAUACCAGGAGUCCUGGAGGCACUACAAGCUUGUCCCAAUCUGCUGGGCGUGGAGACUUCCCACCUGGAACUCGUGGAAGCCAUAUGGAACUAUAUGCCCCAAGUUCACAUAUUGGGAAAGUUCCGCAACCGCAACGGGGCUUUUCCGAUUCCUGAUGAGAACAAACUGACCAUCCCCUUAACUGCAAAGAUUCAGACUCUACAUCUAGUGGGUGUUAAUGUCCCAGAGAUUCCUUGUGUUUCGAUGCUGCGCCACCUUUACCUGAAGUGGGUCCGUCUCACCAAACCACAGCCGUUCAAGGAUUUUCUGUGUGUGAGCCUCAGAACCUUUGUCAUGCGGAAUUGUGCAGGGCCAACCAACUCCCUAAAAUACGUUCCCUUGGUAACUGGUUUAGCAUCAGCCAGGAACCUGGAGCAGCUAGAGCUGGUGAGAGUUCCCUUUCUGGGAGGGCUGAUCCAACAUGUCGUGGAGGAUAGCUGGAGAUCAGGAGGAUUUCGGAACCUCCACACCAUCGUGUUUGGAGCCUGUAAGAAUGCUCUGGAGGUGGACUUAGGCUACCUCAUUAUCACUGCUGCUCGCAGGCUUCAUGAGCUGCGUAUCCAGCCUUCACUGACUAAAGAUGGAGUUUUCUCAGCUCUCAAAAUGGCUGAACUAGAGUUUCCGCAGUUUGAGACACUUCAUCUUGGAUACGUGGAUGAGUUCCUGCUUCAGUGUAAAAUGAGUCAUUCGGAGCUUGUGAAGUACGGUCUGGCUGAUGUCAUUGAAAACCCAGGCAUCAUUACUGAUAUUGGCAUAAAGGUUGUGAACGAGGUGUUCACUAAUAUUAAAUACCUCCUCAUCUACAACUGUCCUCACCUGCAUAAUCCUCACCACUGGAUCACAGAUCAGUCCAGAUGGAGCCGUCUCGUUGAUCUCACCCUUGUUCGCUGUCAUGCAAUCAAAUUGGAAUCCUUCUCCCAGUUCAUAGAGUUACUACCCAGUCUGGAGUUUAUCUGUCUAGACCAGAUGUUCAGAGAACCACCGAAGGGAUGUGCCAGAGUGGGCCUGAGUGCAGGAACUGGUAUUGGCGUGUCCUCUGCAUUGGUCAGCAACCAGAACUCCAGCAAUGACAAUGAGAACAACAACCACCACCACCACAAUAAUGAGGCCAACUUGCCCCCGGCCCCCCCACCGGUCAACAACAACCAAAGGCAGCAGCAGAACCAGCUUCAGCAGCAUAAUGCUCCGGUUGAAGUAAAUGGUAUGGAAGAUGAGGAAGAAGAAGAGGAAGAGGAGAUGAUCUUGGAGGAAGACAACAUGGAGGCUGAACCACCGAUAGAGGUGAAAGUAGAAGAAGGGGGGGUGAUAGUGGACGAGGCUGACGUAGCUCCAGGGAACAGUUUUCCUGCUGGAACACGGCAACCUCUUGAUGAAGAGCAAGCAGGUCCCAGUGGUUUAGUCCAGCAUUGCAGAACGACUGGUGCUGUUGUUCCAAAGCCCCAGCUGGUCAUCUCAGACUCCGACAGUGAGGAAGAGGAAGGUCUUGUUUCAAGGCUGAUGCCAGGUUCCUGUUUGCAGCAGCCAGCAUCCUUUACAGAAGGUAAAGGAAAGACUCCUCUGCGGCGAAGCAACAAUGUGUCUAUAUCAGUGUCUGUGGACAGGAAAAAGGUUCAUGUGUCAGACAGCAGCUGUGAGAAGAGCUGUCAGGUGACCAGUGAGCAGAUCAAGGCAGAUAUGAAGGCUGCAGCUGAUAACAGCAGGAGGACAAGCAGUAAGGGAAUCACUACAGAGUCCCGGGAGACCACUCCAAGGGCUGACAGUUGGACAGAACAGAGCUCUGGAAGUACUGGGGCAGCAGCAAGGACUGAGCUGAGGCAAGUGACUGAAUCUGUGGUCAGAAAUGGAGCUGGAGCGGCCACAUCCAGGCAGGUGGAUAGAUGUGGGAGGGUGGUUGUGGGGAUGAGCCAUAGAACAAUUACAACCACUGAAAACCCCUCUGGAGCACUGACCGGGAGCACAAGGGAUUCUGGGAUCCGACUGAGCUCUAGUUCUGCCAGUUUAGAGCCAAGAGGUGCUGCUGUAGACCACGCUUCUAGGAGACCAGCACUGGUUGGAAAGCGAGAAAGCCAACAUGUUCCUGAUACUGGUUCAGGUUCAAAACAUGCUCCUGCCAGAGACGAGGACUUUGUUCCUAGAAGACCUUUGACCCGUUCUUGCACACGUAUGUCCUCUGUACCCCUGGUACCUGAGACAGAUCUUUCAAGAGCCAGGCCUCGAAUUGCAGUGAGGAGGAAGCGAAUGGCUGACAAAUCAACCAGCACCUCAGACCCAGUCACUGAGGAUGACCAUGUACAGAUUUUAUCUCUGAGGAGCAAGAACCUGGUGGGCAUCACUCUAACCAACUGUGGAAUCACGGAACUGGUCCUCAAGGACUGCCCCAAGAUGAUGUUCAUUCAUGCCACCAGAUGUCGAGUGUUGAAGCAGCUGAGAGUAGAAAGUGCCCCCAUAGUGAACAGGUUUGACUAUGCUCAAUGUAAGAAGUUGGACAUGGAACAGGUCCUGGAUCAAAUUUUGAGAAUGCCUCCUGAGCGGAACCGCAUCAUCUAUAUGCGCCCUAUGCAUCGGAUUGACACAGUGGCAUUGGAGCGUCAGCUUUUCCAGGGACCAUAUCCCUACCACAUUGCCGUAGUGCACGAAUUCAGCAACCCUCCAAACAUAAGGAACAAGGUUCGCAUUCGCAGCUGGAUGGACACAAUAGCCAACAUCAGCCAAGAGUUAAUUAAGUAUGAGUUCUUCCCAGAGGCCACCAGGACAGAAGUAGAUGUCAAGAAGUAUCCCAGAUACCCUUGGGGCAGGGACAUCUAUACACUGGAGGGAAUUGUGGAUGGGGCUCCUUACAGCAUGAUAACUGACUUCCCCUGGCUCAGAACACUCAGAGCAGCUGAUCCCAACAGCUAUGCCCGCUAUGACUUUGAAGAUGAUGAAAGCACCACCAUCUAUGCCCCACGGCGAAAAGGCCAGCUGUCAGCUGACAUCUGCAUGGAGACCAUCGGGGAAGAGAUCUCAGAGCGCCGACAGAGCAAACAAGGAGUAUUUCAGAGAGUAGUGGUCCUCUUCCUUCAUCACUGUGAUACACCAGGAGAACCUGUGGAUGAUGAUUACAUCUAGACAAUAGACCACUCCUGUAUAGGAAAUUAGUGGGAUCCAUGCAAUGACAGUCGUGCUGCAGGCUAUGGCUUGAGCUCCAGACUGAGGAAAGAUUUGGUUUUGUGAAGACACAAUGUGAUCUGAAGAACACUGCUGUGUCCUUACAAACUGUAUCGAACAUGAUAACUUAGCUUCAUGGAUGAGGAGUAACUACAUUUGUAAUGCACUGGGUGUUGCUGGUAUCAAUCGCUUUUCAGCCAUUUCAGAGAAAUUGAUCAUCUAACUGUAUUAUGUCAUUAUUUGAAUAAAAACUGUGGCUUUCAAAAUGAGCCAGUUCUCCAAGAUAGUAUUGCUCCAAAUAAAGGCUUGACUCUUUGUGCUGUUCAGGCAUGAGCCCAGCUGUCAGCUCUUAUUUGUUUAUCAUGCUACCACGGAGAAGACUCACAGAGACGGGCUGCCUAUUUUGUUUCCACUCAUGACUGAUCGCCAGACACAAAUGUCAAACAAACCAUACUUUUUAAUUAAGUUUUCCUCAGAUUCUUUUCUGUCAACUAAGAUGUUGGUGGCUCUGUUUUGUUUUUAGACCAGCAAGAACAAAAAAAACAAGGGAUAUUCAGUCCAAAUGGAGCUGAGAAAUUAGAACAGUUGUGGGUGAACUUUUGACUUUUAAAUGAGUUUUCUUGCACGUUUGACCCAUUGGAUAGAGAUUAGGGAACUAGAUCUUAUAGCCAACUCCUGUCCAUUGGAAGUUAUGAAUCAGAUCUGCUCCAACAUGAAGCUCACAUUCUUAUUUGGCCAUGCAAACAUACCAUGUCUGACAUGUCUUUAGCACAUUGACAUGCUGAGUUUCCACUGACUCAGGCUAAAAGCAGUGGAUCAAUUCUUGACGUUGGAGUUGCUAUUUCAGCCUGCAAAUAUAAGAAUGAACACAUCUGAAUGUACCGUUAGCUUAUCUGUUCUAUAUUAUCAUCGACCCAGACCCUGUAACAAAAUGAGUUCUGAAGUUUGAAAUUGGAUUCCAAUUUUCGUUAUUUUAAUUGUUACUAUUUCACUAUUCAGACCGUUUGAUUUAAGCUAUAUACAUUAUUACAGAUUGUGAGGGUCCAUUUCCAGAAGAGUAAACAGAACAUGAACUGAAGCAUCAACCUGUUGGAAUGGGUUUGAAGGAUUAGUAGCCCAAAUGGGUUAGAUUACUUUUCUUCUGGCAUCAGAUGAACAUCUUUGUUGAAAACAUGAACAGAAAGUGCAGUGUACAGGUUAAAGUCUGUACUUCUUAGUGUAUUGACAAAUGUACAGAUGUCAUGGUUGAUGAUAUGCUUCCAUGGUGUUCAUAUGUUUAUAAAGGAAGAACAAGAUUAUUUCAGAUAAAUAAAAUAAAAUAACAGUAAAUAAC
This is a messenger RNA of Pleuronectes platessa (European plaice), 5181 nucleotides long. It is a transcript of the gene fbxo38, whose product is annotated as F-box protein 38. The coding region runs from base 231 to 3809 and encodes 1192 amino acids. The record is from RefSeq and is a predicted model, not a curated record. Gene Ontology annotation, molecular function: protein binding. Gene Ontology annotation, cellular component: nucleus; cytoplasm. Gene Ontology annotation, biological process: SCF-dependent proteasomal ubiquitin-dependent protein catabolic process; protein K48-linked ubiquitination. NCBI's taxonomy places the organism in Eukaryota, Metazoa, Chordata, Actinopteri, Pleuronectiformes, Pleuronectidae. The transcript has 21 exons.